GCUAUGCGUACUGCGUGGUGACGUACGGGCUCCGCCCCUUUCUGCUCAGUCCCUCGGAGGGUGGGGGAGUUGGCUGAAAGAUGGCGGCGGAGAGUGCCAUCAUCCCGCAGCUAGCGGAGAGUAUAACUCCGAGCAGCCCCGCUGCCACUUGUAGCGGGCCCAUGGCGGGGGGUGACACUAGUAGUAAUGCACACACCUCCAUCCCCUGCCAGCAAGCAGAUAUUGUACUGGAUGAACAGACCAAAAGGGAGCUCUUUACGGACACAUUUUGCAAAGUGUGUAAUGCUGUUCUGCAGUUUGAAUCGCACCGAAUCUCUCAUUAUGAGGGCAAGAAACACGCGCAGAAAGUCCGCCUUUACUUUCUGAAGAAUGAACUGGAAGAAAUGGCUUUGAAAACUCAAAGAACAGACCGGGUUGAGUUCCACGUGGACGGAGAGGUAGCGCAGGGCAAACACAAGUUCUGUGGCCUCUGCAAUAUGGUGUUCAGUUCCCCUGUGGUGGCUCAGACACACUAUGUGGGCAAAGUCCACGCUAAGAAAAUGAGGCAGUUGGCUGGGGAACAAGUGGAAUGGACCCCACAGACUGACCAGGAUUUCGCCGCCGCUGCCGCCACCUCCCCUGUGGACUCACAAACAGAAAUAGCUGACUCACCGGCCGUAGAGCCGACUUGUGACAGACGUUGUGAACAGGAGGGGAGCGCCGAGCAGCAGUCGUGCCCCGACUACGAGAUUGAUCUGAAUGACCCAAACAAGUACUGCAAGCUCUGCUGCGCCUCCUUCAAUAAGGCCCUGGUGGCUCAGCAGCACUACAGCGGCAAAAAGCAUGCCCGUAAUCAGGCCCGCAAGAAAAUGAUGGAGGAAAUGGAGGGGACUGGUGUGGCUGACUCAGAGGUGAGUGAUGGUAGAUACGUGUGCCCAAUCUGCAAUAUCACCCUUACCUCAAUAGAAAUGUACCAGUCUCAUAUGCAAGGAAACAAGCAUCAGAUUAAAGAAAGCAUGGUGGCUAACCUAAUGAAAACCUCCAAGAAGAACUAUGACUCUUUUCAAGAUGAGUUAGCAGACUACAUAAAGGUCCAAAAGGCACGAGGGCUGGUGCCUAAGACUCAAUUCAGGCAAGAAAAGGACCAGUAUGACAGCUGUGAUUAUGAGGAGGAGGAGGAGCAGGAGCCCGAGCCCGGGCUGCUGCACGGACACAUUAACAGCAAGACUAAUGCCCCUUAUAAAUAUUUAGAUCGUCAUCCCGUUCCCUAUCCAGCGCACAACCCAUCACACCCCACUGAUCAAAGAGUCCCACCUUGGGCAGCACACUGGGAACAAGCCAGCAGGCCCCCAAAGGGACACCAUUUGGACCUACAUAAAGCGAAACACAUCUCCCGCUCUCCGACCAGUCAGGACUCGAGCGACAAUUCCAGCGGCUCAUCCUCGGACGAAAGCAGCGGCUCCUACAAGAAAGACAAAAGGCGUAAAAGAAAGCACCACAGAGAGAGCCGACUUCGGGGUUCUGGCAGAAUAAGGAGAGGCGACGAGAACAGUGAGAAGAGGAAAAGAAAGGGGGAAGAUGCCGAUUCGGGGAAAGAAGACAAUAAACACGACAGAGGGAAAACUUCGGGGGGUGACAAAGAUAAGCACCGGAGGGAAAAGAAGAAGAAAGAGGAGCAAAGCAAAAAACACAAGAAGCUCAAAAAGGAAGGGGAGCAAAGAACUGAGGAGGAGAUGCUCUGGGAUGAAUCCAUAUUGGGAUUCUGAAUCCACUGGGGCGAUGAACGUAGAUUUGGGACACAUUUUCUAAACCCAUCAUUGCCGGACGAGCAAUUAAAUACUGUUACAUUUGCGGCACAGAAUUAUGGUUAUAGAUGCAAAGUGAUUUUUUUUUUACCCAGACUGUGAAGGAAACCAACUCUCCAUAAAGUUGUAUUUCCCAUGCCCCUUUCACCUAAAUCUGUUUAACUUAUUUUAAUUUUGAUUUUUCCUUUUGAGUGAUUUUUUUUUUUUGAGAGAGAGUUUUCAGCAUAUUUACUUUGUAUUUGUUUUAAGCAUCAAGUCUCUCGGCGGCUCCAUAGAAGCUUCAUUUUACUGAGUGAAAACAGCGAAUCCCCAAACUCGCGGACAAAAAGAAUCAGUUUCUUUAUUUUCUGAAAUAUUUUUAUUCUGCAAUGAAUGGAAGGCCAGGCGUCCAGCUGACUCUGCUUUGUACAUGGAUUUCAGCCUGAAAACUAAUUUAUAAACUGCUGUAAUAAGAAAAUACAAUAACAGAAAUACAAAUUGACAAUGAAAUAGAGGGAGAUGUAUUGAAAUCAGUUUUUAUUUUCACAUGAGAAUUUAUUGAGCAAGACAAUGUAACCUAAGAUUGUGCUUAGUAUGGGGGAUCCCUGUGCCGGCAGAGAUUUAUAUGGAUAUGAAAAGGCAACACAGUGUUCUAAGCCUCCCCCCUUAUGGAUCAUUGUAUUGGGAUUAGAACACAAAAGGACAAUUAUGGGACGUGUGUGAAAUAAAAUGAAUCCUGUAAUGAACCCAA
This is a messenger RNA of Xenopus tropicalis (tropical clawed frog), 2514 nucleotides long. RefSeq names its product lysine-rich coiled-coil 1 (gene krcc1). Gene Ontology annotation, cellular component: nucleus. The record is from RefSeq and is a predicted model, not a curated record. The coding region runs from base 81 to 1745 and encodes 554 amino acids. The transcript has 7 exons. Gene Ontology annotation, molecular function: nucleic acid binding; zinc ion binding. NCBI's taxonomy places the organism in Eukaryota, Metazoa, Chordata, Amphibia, Anura, Pipidae.